Messenger RNA from Macaca mulatta (Rhesus monkey), 1564 nucleotides. RefSeq names its product angiopoietin like 3 (gene ANGPTL3). Gene Ontology annotation, biological process: blood coagulation. Lineage: Eukaryota; Metazoa; Chordata; Mammalia; Primates; Cercopithecidae. The record is from RefSeq and is a predicted model, not a curated record.
UAGAGUUAAGAAGUCUAGGUCUGCUUCCAGAAGAACACAGUUCCACGUUGCUUGAAAUUGAAAAUCAGGAUAAAAAUGUUCACAAUUAAGCUCCUUCUUUUUAUUGUUCCUCUAGUUAUUUCCUCCAGAAUUGACCAAGACAAUUCAUCAUUUGAUUCUGUAUCUCCAGAGCCAAAAUCAAGAUUUGCUAUGUUAGACGAUGUAAAAAUUUUAGCCAAUGGCCUCCUUCAGUUGGGACAUGGUCUUAAAGACUUUGUCCAUAAGACUAAGGGCCAAAUUAAUGACAUAUUUCAAAAACUCAACAUAUUUGAUCAGUCUUUUUAUGAUCUAUCACUGCAAACCAGUGAAAUCAAAGAAGAAGAAAAGGAACUGAGAAGAACUACAUAUAAACUACAAGUCAAAAAUGAAGAGGUAAAGAAUAUGUCACUUGAACUCAACUCAAAACUUGAAAGCCUCCUAGAAGAAAAAAUUCUACUUCAACAAAAAGUGAAAUAUUUAGAAGAGCAACUAACUAACUUAAUUCAAAAUCAACCUGAAACUCCAGAACAUCCAGAAGUAACUUCACUUAAAAGUUUUGUAGAAAAACAAGAUAAUAGCAUCAAAGACCUUCUCCAGACUGUGGAAGAACAAUAUAAGCAAUUAAACCAACAGCAUAGUCAAAUAAAAGAAAUAGAAAAUCAGCUCAGAAUGACUAAUAUUCAAGAACCCACAGAAAUUUCUCUAUCUUCCAAGCCAAGAGCACCAAGAACUACUCCCUUUCUUCAGCUGAAUGAAAUAAGAAAUGUAAAACAUGAUGGCAUUCCUGCUGAUUGUACCACCAUUUACAAUAGAGGUGAACAUAUAAGUGGCAUGUAUGCCAUCAGACCCAGCAACUCUCAAGUUUUUCAUGUCUACUGUGAUGUUGUAUCAGGUAGUCCAUGGACAUUAAUUCAACAUCGAAUAGAUGGAUCACAAAACUUCAAUGAAACGUGGGAGAACUACAAAUAUGGUUUCGGGAGGCUUGAUGGAGAAUUCUGGUUGGGCCUAGAGAAGAUAUACUCCAUAGUGAAGCAAUCUAAUUACGUUUUACGAAUUGAGUUGGAAGACUGGAAAGACAACAAACAUUAUAUUGAAUAUUCUUUUUACUUGGGAAAUCACGAAACCAACUAUACGCUACAUGUAGUUAAGAUUACUGGCAAUGUCCCCAAUGCAAUCCCGGAAAACAAAGAUUUGGUGUUUUCUACUUGGGAUCACAAAGCAAAAGGACACUUCAGCUGUCCAGAGAGUUAUUCAGGAGGCUGGUGGUGGCAUGAUGAGUGUGGAGAAAACAACCUAAAUGGUAAAUAUAACAAACCAAGAACAAAAUCUAAGCCAGAGCGGAGAAGAGGAUUAUCCUGGAAGUCUCAAAAUGGAAGGUUAUACUCUAUAAAAUCAACCAAAAUGUUGAUCCAUCCAACAGAUUCAGAAAGCUUUGAAUGAACUGAGGCAAAUUUAAAAGGCAAUAAAUUAAACAUUAAACUCAUUCCAAGUUAAUGUGGUUUAAUAAUCUGGUAUUAAAUCCUUAAGAGAAGGCUUGAGAAAUAGA